Messenger RNA from Annulohypoxylon maeteangense, 958 nucleotides. RefSeq lists its product as uncharacterized. The transcript is spliced from 2 exons. The coding region runs from base 290 to 532 and encodes 80 amino acids. NCBI's taxonomy places the organism in Eukaryota, Fungi, Ascomycota, Sordariomycetes, Xylariales, Hypoxylaceae. The record is from RefSeq and is a predicted model, not a curated record.
CCUACGUAUCUACUGUUUGUAUAUUUGUUUUUUGGCACUACCUACGUAGUACCUAGGCAAUAGCCAACGUGCAAUACCAGAACGCCCUAAGGCAGACACGGAUAAGGCUCUGUCUUUUCCUUGUGUUUACCCGCUAGCACUAUAUAUAUCUAGCUCUCAGUCAGCUUCACGCUCUCCAAGACUCUACGUACCCAAGGCUAUCUACCUACCUAUACUAUUUCGUUCCUAAAAGUCCAGAAUUGUUCAUAUCACAGUUAUAUAUCUCUAAAUCGAAUUAGGUUAAAGUUCUAUGGCUGAUAUCCGCAAGAAUGGAACAGACAAUGAUGCAACCGAUCAAAGUACUGGGAACAAGUUUCCAAUCCAAACGCAGCUCAUUGACAGUCGACAUAUCCGGGAUCCGACGCAUCUCGUGUUACUGUUGAAUGAUGAAUAUGGGAAUGGCAAUUAUGAAGUCGAGAUGCGACAUAAUUACUUCACCAUUCGCGCGCCCGGGAAACUUCAAUGGAGCCAGGUGUCUGCGAGAUGUCGUUAAAUAGGUGCAAAAUCACGCAAAUCGGAUGAUUGACCUUGGACGGGCGGUUGGGUGGAUAUUUCUUUCUCUCGAAUUCUUUACCUUGAUAUUAUCGGAAGUCUUGUCAUGGUUUUGAUAUGCUUUAGAUGGAUGGUUGCGAUUGAACCUGGAAAUAUGAUCUCGAAGAGCUACGCUCUGGUCACAAUCUAGGAAGCAAGUGGGCGACGUUACGACUUUACGAAUUAUCACGUUCCUUGAAACACGAGUACCAUGUGGGAAGAAAGAUUUAUCGAGGGGUCUCCUUGAAUAUUAAACAACAAAAUGAAAUAUGAAAAGAAAAAAUCUCGUCGAUGAUGUAGUACGAGGUUUGUGCUAUUAUCAACACUCAUUAAUAUUAUUAGACUUAUCAGAUAUAUUGAAUAGGUAGCAAUAGCCAAUAUACGGCCA